CGCUCCGCCCCUGUCCACGCACACGAUUAAAGAAAAGUCGCGGUCGAAAGUUGAACUACGUUAGUGACACAUUUCAAAACUCGAAAGCUCUGAAAGAGGGCAGCACGCGCUCCUGUACAUUUUACAAUGUCUUCAGAUGAAGAGCGCUCGAUGGCGGGGGGCUCCGGUAACGGAAAGUUGCGUCAGUGGCUGAUAGAGCAGGUGGACACCGGAAAAUACCCUGGACUCGUGUGGGAGAACGAGGAGAAGAGUAUCUUUCGGAUUCCAUGGAAGCACGCGGGCAAACAGGACUACAACAGGGACGAGGAUGCGGCGCUCUUCAAGGCUUGGGCACUAUUCAAAGGCAAGUACCGCGAGGGUAUCGACAAACCUGACCCACCAACCUGGAAAACACGUCUCCGAUGUGCUCUUAACAAGAGCAAUGACUUUGAGGAGCUUGUGGAGCGCAGUCAGCUUGACAUAUCAGACCCCUAUAAAGUGUAUAAGAUUGUUCCGGAAGGAUCCAAAAAAGGAUCCAGAUCUCUUGAAGAUUCACAGUCCAAUUCAAGCUCACCCAGUUAUCCAGUACACCCACCUUAUCCACCAGCACCAUCUCAGGUGUGCAACUAUCUUUCUCCAGCAGACAGAGGAUGGAGGGAUUACUCCACCAUCUCUGAGAUCUCUUACAGCCAGAGCCCCUACACCUCACGCUGGGACCCUGGGUUCCAGUUCAGUGGCUCUUUCUACAGUUGCAAUGCAUCUGAUCCACAACUGUCACCCUUCACCCUGGACACCAGCAUGAGAUCUACUGAGGCUAUGGCCCUCUCAGAUUACCGCUUACAUGUGGUGGUGUUUUACCGGGACACUCUGGUGCAAGAGGUAACAGUGAGUAGUCCAGAGGGCUGUCAGCUGGGCCCUAGCAGACAGGGACAGGCCUACGCUUCACCUGGUGCCCCAGAACUGGUUGAACUCCCUCAUGCUGAAGGGGCAUCUCUGGAGCGGGGCGUUAUACUCUGGAUGGCCCCUGACGGGCUCUACGCCCGCCGCCGCUGCCCCUGCAGGGUGUACUGGGAGGGAGCUCACGCACCACCUACCGACAAACCCAACAAACUGGAGAGAGAACAGAACUGCAAACUGCUGGACACUCAUCUGUUCAUAACAGAGUUGCAGAGCUAUGCCAUGCACACUCGUCCUGCGCCAUGCUCCCAAGUGCUGCUGUUCUUUGAGGAUGAGAGCACCAAUACUCAAAGACCAAGAAGGACCUUCACAGUGCAGGUUGAGCCACUGUUUGCCCGCCAGCUUCUUUUCCUCACCCACCCUGGCAGCAUGAACUACAUCCGCAGCCAUGAGCUUUCACACCUGCCCCCUGAACACACGCUCUCCCCGACCCAAGACUACCACAGAGUCAUCACGCAUCACCAUAACAAUGGCCCUCAAAACUGAAUUUGGCAGCUCGUCACGCCACUCUUAAUCCUGGAUUAACAUCUGGUUUAACCCAGGGUUAAAGCAAGUU
Messenger RNA from Carassius carassius (crucian carp), 1492 nucleotides. RefSeq names its product interferon regulatory factor 4-like. Lineage: Eukaryota; Metazoa; Chordata; Actinopteri; Cypriniformes; Cyprinidae. Gene Ontology annotation, cellular component: nucleus. Gene Ontology annotation, molecular function: DNA-binding transcription factor activity, RNA polymerase II-specific; RNA polymerase II cis-regulatory region sequence-specific DNA binding; protein binding. The transcript has 9 exons. Bases 127 to 1422 code for a protein of 431 amino acids. The record is from RefSeq and is a predicted model, not a curated record. Gene Ontology annotation, biological process: regulation of transcription by RNA polymerase II; immune system process.